Panicum virgatum (switchgrass) is the source of this 8425-nucleotide messenger RNA. RefSeq lists its product as uncharacterized. Bases 1914 to 2993 code for a protein of 359 amino acids. The record is from RefSeq and is a predicted model, not a curated record. The transcript has 4 exons. Lineage: Eukaryota; Viridiplantae; Streptophyta; Magnoliopsida; Poales; Poaceae.
CUCCAGGUCCAGCCCCCCGCGCCCCUCGCCAUCUCCUCCGACUCUCUAGCUCCUUCGCGCCCCGCGCCCCAUGCCCUUCUCUUCCGACUCCCUGCUCCAUAGCUCCCUGCGCCCUGCUCCUUCGACACCCGGCCAUGUGCGGCGGGCGGCGCCCGGCCAUGGGAGGCUUGGUUCCCAGAUCCGACACCCUGCCCCCCCUUUCCCCUCCCAUCCCACAACGAGUGGCCUGGCCUCCAUUCCGGCUCCCCCAUCUCCUCCCUCUCCGAUGCUCGCCUCCCGCUCCUGCCCCCUUGGCGGUCUCCACGCGUUGCCGGAGUUUGUCGAUGCCGGUGGGAGCGAGAGCAUCUUCCGCGUGCCAUCCGCCGCCGCUCGAGGACGGAGCCAGAAUGGAGCGCCGUGGCCCCUCCCUGUCGGUGCGAGCACCAGGACAGGGCGCCUCCACUCUCCUUCAUCGCGAGGGGUGCUGCUGCGUCCCCUGCGCCGAGCGAGCUGGUGUGGUGCACCUUGGUUCGAUUUCGAAUCGAGCUUGCGACUGCCCUCUCGUUCGGCGCAGAUCUGGCCGUGCCCCAUCCGGAUCGAGUUCGUCAGCUAGUUUCAUUUUAGUCCUUUACAGCUCAAAUCAAAGAACAAGUUUGCUUAGUCUGUUCAUUUCUUCCUUGCUGCCAUCAAGACUGCUGCGCUUAUCGAUCACGGAAGGCACUACAUCUUGCAAAUUAUCCAUUCGCAUCCUAGGCAGGUACUCUUCCAACCGCAGGUGGACCUUCUCUUCCAUCAUCGCCUGCAACCUGUUCGACCAAAUACCAGAAAGAUGCACUUUGUUGUCUGAACGAAUCGGUCGUCUUCUAUGCGAGUGGCGGCAAAUCUGAGCCCCUCACCGAACGGAGGUGGCGAGUCCGUGAUGGUCGCCCAUUGGUGGGCGCGGACAUGCACCAUCGCCCCUCUUCCUCCGCCGCUGCCGAGUCGUCAUUGCCACUCUCCCUCUCCGACGGCUUCCUCCAUGGACGGUGUAGAUAGGAUUAGCAAGUACGUCGCCAACGGGCCCUCCGUCGGGCUCUACUUCGUACAGCAGCACGCCUGGGCGUCCAUUCCCAUUCUCCUCAACGUCAAGGUUCCACCGCCUGGCCUCCCUCUGCCUCUCCCAUCUGCUCCCUAUUUAAUAAUUAGCAGCGCUAAGGAUGAUGCCUUUGUCCAUGUUGAGUUCUGCUUUUUGGAGAUUAACGUUCAUGUUGUUUUAUUGCUGAAGAUUCAGCUUUCGGAAUCACAUAUCACCCUAAGUAAUGGAUGAAAUUAGAGAUUUGACUUUAUUGGAGACUGUUGACAGCCAAAAUUGGUACACGCCGAGGCCGACCGGUCUGACCAGUCGGGCCGACCGGUCAGACUGGUCUAUGCCUGUAAUCCGAGUAGAUUUAGAUUUAGAGGUAGAAUUCCUUUUGUAAAUCAACUCGUGAAGGGGUACGUCUUCCCCGGCCUAUAUAUAUGAAGGCUAAGGCCGAUUGAGGUUAUUCCCAAUCAAAUCAAUCAAAAAUCGCAUUACUUUUUGUCUCUCAAACCCUAGCCCUUUUCUAAACCCUAAUUGCUUUCUUCCUUCGUCUCAACGGCAUUUGAAGACGUUCUGAGUGGCCUGCCGAUCUCAAAGCAACCCUAUGUUCACGAGCUCCGAUGGGGUCCCUCCCAAGCUCGCUGUUCUAGGUCUUCGUGAAGCCCUGCACGAAUCGGUCAGACCGGUCGGCGGCACCGGUCAGACCGGCCUGCCCAGAGCUUCGUGGGAGUUGAUCAAUUUGACGAUCAUUCGCACAUUCUAGUGCAUCCGAAUGUGUUUGGCGCAAUUCUGUGUCAACACACUUUUUGGCGACUCCGCUGGGGAAGAGAUUAAUCUAGUUUUCAAGACCGAUCUAAUCUAAUCCUCCAAGAAGAUGAGCUCCAAGGCUGAAAUCAGUGGAGACAACAUCAUCAAGGCGACCAUGGAGGAGCUCACCGAGGACGAGCGCCGGGCCUACCUGAUUGCUGAGGAGCAUAUGAGGGAGUGCUUCCUUCAAGGGUUCAAGAAAGAGCGUGCAGGCCUAUUCAAGAGGGUCGGGGAGUUCGUGAUGCCUUCUUUCAAACUAAACAAUGACAAGGUCGAUGUAAUUCCCCCUGUAAGCAAUGAACCCUCUGAAUUAAUUAAGCAAUUAUCUCUUAUGGUCGAUAAGAAAAUAUCUGAUGCACAAGUAGCUGCGGGAGAGACACUUGCUGGGAUUAACGAUGAGAAUGCGGCUUUAAAAAAGGGUAAAAGUGUGGAGGGUGACACUUAUUUUCCAGAUCUGAGUUUGGUUACUAUGCCUUCUGCACCUGAUCAGUUUUAUGGGAUGCUGCCGAACUCGUUUUCAAGGCAAUCGCCGCCACCACCAUCUGUCCACACGCCAUCGGUCAGACCGUUCCAGGCGACCGGUCUAACCGGUGCGAUGGUGCAUAAUCCACCAUCCCCUACACCGCUUGCUGCUAUCCCUAGUUCGGUUGCCUCUGGCCGAACUGGUGAGAUGGUGUCAUACACACCACCCCAUACUGCAGCACAGCAGGGAUCUAGACCUUCGAGGGGACCGAUUCCUAACACUACUACGGCGUAUACUGGUCCUAAUGUGCAAGGUGUAGCGUCUUCUUUACAAGCUUCGACCAGUAGUAGGUAUCAAGCCAAUUUCUCUAGGUUUAAAGAGCAUCUGCCUGGGGUGCUUAAAACCAAACUUGUGAUUGAUAUGGGUAGUUCGCGUUUAUAUCAAAAGUCGUAUCCUCCUGAGUUUGAUUUUGUUUCUUAUCUGGCUGGUUGGCGUAUUCCUGAGUUCAUUAAAUUUAAUGGUGAUGACUCUCGUAUAACUUGGGAACAUGUUAGCCAAUAUAUUUUACAAUUGGGAGAAGUGGGUCUUAAUGAUGCUUUACGUGUUCGCUUAUUUUCUUUAUCAUUAACUGGGACCGCUUUCUCUUGCUUUUCUUCACUUGCUCCUGGUUCUAUUUUAAAUUAGAAUCAAUUAGAGCGUAAAUUUCAUGAUCACUUCUUUAGCAGAGGAACCGAAGCUAAGUUGUCAGAUUUGACAUCAGUUAGGCAAAACUGAGAUGAAUCGGUUUUAGAUUAUUUUCAAAGAUUUAAGGCUAUUAAAAACUGAUGCUUUAAUUUGUCGCUUUCUGAAAAAUACUUAGCGGAUUUGGCUUAUAAUGGUUUGCGUUCUUAUUUGAAGGAAAAACUUGAGGGCUUUGAUUUCAUUACUGUUGAUCAUUUGCAAAUGCGAGCCAUUGGUUUAGAGUUCAAAUUUAAGAAUGCAAAAGAUUCUUUUAAACCUCAUCGGUCCAACACACAUAUAGUUGAACAUGAUUCUGAUUGUUCAGACGAUGAGGAGAAAGGAGUAUAUGCCGCUGAGUUUGUUUGGCCAUCAAAGGACAAACUAUCUACAUGUCCUUCACUAAAGCCGAUUCAAAAGAAUCGGCAAAAUGAGAUGAAGUUUACUUUCGAUGUUUCCAAAUGUGAUAGAAUUUUUGAUGAAUUUGUUAAACAUGAAAACAUUCGUUUAUCUCAUGCUAUACCAUCGGCGGAAGAAUUAAAAAGGCAUGCACAUUGUGAAUGGCAUAAUUCUUUUUCGCAUGCAACUAAUGAUUGUAAUGUUUUCCAUCGACAGAUCCAAUCGGCUGUAGAUGAAAGACGAUUGGUACUUUCUAAGAUGCAAGUGGACAAGACUCCUUUCCCUAUUCACACUUCGGAGCUGAACAAUCCAAAGGUACUCCUUCGGCCAGAGCAAGCCGAAGGGGCUAAGGGGAAGAACGUGGUGAUUGGUGAUCCAAGGCCGAUGAACACUAAUGACAAGAUUCUGGCCAGGGAAGUUGUCAUGCAAAAGACUCCUAAUGGAAAAGCCGAAGGAUUAUUGUCAAUGCUCCUAAGCCUGGGGGGCAAGAGAAUUCCACCUGUUAGCCUACUGUCCAGGCGACCGGUCAGACCUGCCUAGAGAUCAGCCGCGGACCUUCAAGCCAAAGCGUCCGGAGGUGAGUACUUGGAAGACCAAUAAUCCAAAGGUACAGGGACAAUCUGCAAAUCAAGGACUUACCUUUGGGCAGUUACUAAACAAGUACACAAAGGCUGUUCAACAAGAUCGGCCAUUAAAAAAGAGACCACGCUCACCACUGCGUCAAGGCAAUCCUCCAUCUCCAAGAAGGGAAUUUAGCAGGCCCAGGGGUGAUAUCCCACCGUUCCCUCCGCAGAAGGUGUAUGCUACCAUGCCAUGGGAUCCACCGGCAUCAAAUGCUGUCAAUCCGGUGUGGGAACAUGAGGGAAUCUGGAUGCAAUGCUUCCCAAUGCCAUAUCCACCGCCAUAUCAAAGGGAAGACGGGUUUAGGACGCCAGUACAUGACCGAUUGGGGCCACACCAAUCUAGUCCAGUGCAGCAGGCCCCGCCGGUCGGACUGGUCCCCUAUGACCAGUCAGACCGGUCUCAGCAGAGGCCGGCAUAGUUUGCUCCUUUGCGGUUGGAAUACCAUGUAAAGGAGAAGAAGCAAGAAGUACAACCUACUGUUGACCUAGAGAAGCCUAAAGCCGAUGCUGUUGUUCAGAUCGGCAAUAUCAAAGUGGUUGUACAAGACAAGGGUAAAGAGCCGAUGGUGUUUGGUAAAUCGGCUAGCUCUCCUGUUCAGAAACCUGUCAUGGCCAAUGAUCAUGAGGCCGGUAGCAACAAGGCGGCAGAUAAGUACCAUCAACUCCGUUGGUGUCCAGAGGGGUUGACACAUACUCAAAAGAGGAAACUACAGCGCCUUCGCAAUAAAGAAAAGAGGGAGCAAGAGGUAGGUAAGAUGAGGGAUGAGCAUUUCAAUAAGUACAGACCCAUGGUCCCUCAAGGUAAGGUGUGGCAGGUCAAGGCAGUUGACCAGCCAGCAGCAGGACCGGUCGGAGCGACCCCGGCGACCGAUCAGACCGGUACACCCGACCCGCUCUGAACAACCGGUCAGACCUGUCGAGCCCAGUGCAGAUUGUACAGCCAAAUCAGCAGCGCCUGUUUCAGUUUCUCAUGUUGAUGAAGUGCCACCAGCUCUUCCAGCAAAGGAGGAUGAGGAAUUGGUGGAUUAUGAAGCAUCUCCGGAGCGCAACAAUUUGGAAAUUAAUGUUGUGCACAUGUCUUUGGAUUACUUCAUAGUUCCCAAAGAGGAGGUGGCUCAUCUUCAAUUUGGGCCUCAUGAUGCUGUGUUCCAGAAGCCUAAAGAAUCAGACAACCAUUUGAAAGUUCCCUACAUGAGGGGACAUGUUAAUGGGAAACUAAUUUAUCGUAUGCUUGUGGAUGGUGGGGCCAUUGUAAAUCUUAUGCCCUACUCGUUGUACAAGAAGCUUGGCGGGAAGGACGAGGAGCUGAUCAAAAUGAACAUGAUGGUCAGCGGCGUGGGCGGAGGUGAUCCCAUUGGUGCUAAGUGGGUUGCUUCCAUGGAGUUGACCGUUGGAAGCAAGAUGCUCGCCACAGCUUUCUUCAUUUCAGAGGUGCAAGGUAACUUCAGCUUAAUACUUGGGCACGAUUGGAUUCAUGCCAAUCAAUAUGUUCCAUCUACUUUGCAUCAUUUUCUUAUCCAGUGGAUCGGUGAUGAGGUUGAAGUGGUGCAUGGUGACACAUCAUCUUUCGUUGCUACCGCCGAUUCCAACUCUAUUGGUGCAAAUGACAACAUCAAGUGCUUAUCGGCCUUGGAUCUGUCCGAUUAUGAGCUUAUCAGUUGCACCAAGGAUGGGUUCGUUCCUGCUACUCUAAAGCCGAUGGAGAAUCAGCUAAAUUAUAUAAUGUAAUCAAGAUGAGUCAAGCAGGCGACUCAGGCACCACCGGUCAGACCAGGUCCCACGACCGGUCAGACCGGUCCUCUUCGGAUCGGCCAUCAGAGCCGACCGGUCAGACCGGUCUAAUGCAGACUGACUGCAGUGACGCAUUGAACACUAUCGGGAGCAUACGAACGAUAUGUGUGAGACUAUUAAAGAGUCAGAGGAUAUGGACAAGCUGGGCCAAGAUUUCACGUCGGCUGAUCCUUUAGAAAAGGUAGAUCUAGGUGAUGGAACUAUUCCUAGGCCGACUUUUGUAAACAAAAACUUAUCGGUUGAAUAUAAAGCUGAUUUAGUUAAAUUAUUAAAAGAAUAUAUCGAUUGCUUUGCUUGGGAGUAUUCUGAAAUGCUUGGUUUGAGUCGUGAUCUUGUUGAACAUCGUUUACAAAUCAAAGCUAGUUUUAGACGCUAUAAACAACCGGCUAGGCGUUUCAAUCCUAGUAUUUAUGAUCGAAUUAAAGAAGAGAUUAAUCGAUUGUUAGAUGUUGGUUUUAUUCGGUCUUGUUGCUAUGCGGAUUGGAUCUCUAAUAUUAUGCCCGUUGAAAAGAAAGAUACGGGCAAGAUUCGGGUUUGCAUUGAUUUUAGAGAUCUUAAUAAAGCUACUCCCAAGGAUGAGUAUCCUAUGCCUAUAGCCGAUAUGUUAAUUAAUGAGGCAUCCGGACAUCGUGUCAUUAGUUUUCUUGAUGGUAACGCGGGUUACAAUCAAAUACUCAUGGCUGAGGAAGAUAUGUCAAAAAUGGCUUUUAGAUGUCCUGGAUUUGUUGGUUUGUUUGAGUGGGUUGUUAUGACUUUUGGAUUGAAAAAUGCUGGUGCAACUUAUCAAAGAGCUAUGAAUUUAAUCUUUCAUAAUUUGCUUGGUGUCAUCUUGGAGGUGUACAUUGAUGAUAUUGUUAUUAAAUUAGCCGGCUUGAAUCAUCAUUUAGCUGAUUUAAAACUUGCUCUUGAAAGGAUGCGUCGGUAUGGUUUAAAGAUGAAUCCACUCAAAUGUGCGAGUAUCGGCUCGAAAGUUUCUUGGCUUCAUUAUUCAUGAGAAGGACAUAGAGAUUGAUCCUAAAAGAAUUGAAGCCAUGAGAAAAGUUGAAGCUCCUACUUGCAAGAAAGACUUGCAAAAGUUUUUAGGCAAGGUAAAUUAUUUGAGGAGAUUUAUUUCUAACUUGUCUGGAAAGAUAGAUGCUUUUACUCCUAUCCUUGAGUUGAGGAAUGAAGCCAAAUUUACUUGGGGGCAAAAUAGCAAGAGGCAUUUUAAAGGAUUAAGCAAUACUUGUCUUCACCACCGGUUCUUAAGGCGCCUAGGAGGGCUGUUCUUUUAGGUUUUAUGUGGCAGCGGAAGACAAAGUUAUUGGGGCUGUUUUGACUUAAGAGACCGAAGACAAGGAGUAUAUUAUCACUUACAUAAGCCGACGACUUAUUGAUGCGGAGACGAUGUAUACUUUUGUUGAAAAGUUGUGUUUGUCUCUAUAUUAUGCUUGUACCAAAUUGAGGCAUUAUCUACUAUCUAGUACUUGCAUGGUAGUAUGUCAAAUCGAUGUGAUAAUACAUAUGUUGCAAAAGCUAAUUUUGAGUGGUAGAAUCGGCAAGUGGGCAUAUGCUUUGAUAGAGUAUGAUUUGGCUUGUGAACCUUUGAAAUCUAUAAAAUGCCAAAUUGUAGCGGAUUUUAUUGUUGAGCAUCGGAUUAAUGAUGAACAUUUAGAAGUCGGCUAUAUUGUUUGCACACCAUGGAAGCUAUACUUUGAUGGAUCGCUUUGUGAUGAAGGAAGAGGAAUCGGUGCUGUUCUUAUAUCUCCAAAUGGUGCUACUUUUGAGUUCUCAUACCAAUUAGGGGAAUAUUAUACAAAUAACUAAGUUGAGUAUGAGGCACUUUUAUUUGGCUUGGAGAUUUUGCAAUCCAUGGGCGUAAAGCAUGUUGAAGUUUCUGGUUAUUCGCUUCUCAUUGUGCAGCAAGUAUCCAAGGUAUGCCAAUAUUAUAAUGGUUCAUUAAAUACAUAUCUUGAUAAAUACCUCGAUAUUAUUUCUUCUUUUGAUGAAUUUGUUAUAAGACAUUUGCCAAGGAAAGAAAAUGGACAGGCUAAUGAUCUGGCUCAGCAAGCAUUUGGUUACAAUGUUGAAAAGAAGAAUUUCAACAUUAGAAAACCGAUGCGAAUCAAAGCUGAGUUGCAGGUUCUGGACAAACCGGUCCGACCGGUCAUGUCAACCGGUCUGACCACAGACAAUUGGAAGCACUGAUUCGGCUGCAAAGGAGGCCGAAGAUCGGGAUUGGCGGACUCCUAUAAUCUCCUAUCUCAGAGAUCCUGGUCGUGGUGCAAAGAGGAAUAUUCGGCGUGCAACGUUCAAAUAUAUUUUAAUUGACGAUGAACUUUAUCGUCAAACUGCCGAAGAUUUACUUCUCAAAUGUUUAGACUCGAAUCAGGCUAGAGUUGCUAUGGGUGAAGUUCAUGAAGGCAUUUGUGGUACUCAUCAAUCGGCUCCUAAAAUGAAGUGGUUGCUUAGGAGUAAUUGAUGGUGUGCAUAUUUAGAACCAUGUUAGUUAGUUGCACUGUGGAAUUCGGUCAAAUGUAUAUCCUUGCCAGAAUACCAUGAUACUCCUCAAGUGCUUGGUAUAAUAUGAUUUCUUGCUGUUUGGUA